Plasmopara halstedii is the source of this 2433-nucleotide messenger RNA. RefSeq lists its product as hypothetical. Gene Ontology annotation, molecular function: phosphoric diester hydrolase activity. NCBI's taxonomy places the organism in Eukaryota, Oomycota, Peronosporomycetes, Peronosporales, Peronosporaceae. The transcript is spliced from 2 exons. The coding region runs from base 1 to 2433 and encodes 810 amino acids. The record is from RefSeq and is a predicted model, not a curated record. Gene Ontology annotation, biological process: lipid metabolic process.
AUGAUUUUCUAUAAAUUUGCCGUCGUCGUCUUUUUUGGCGUGCUAAGCCUCACAUCUACAGUGAAUCUCGGCAAAGUUCAGGCUCAGGAGUGCAAAGCAAACGACAAGAUAUUUGGAUUUCUUGUGGACAAAUUGCCCACUGCAUUCGGCCUCAAUACUUGCGUUGCGAAUAAUUUGGGAACAAUCGCAAAGGCAGUGGCCAGUACUCUUUUUAGCAGUUGCAGCGUGUUAGAUAUCUACGAUUUGGUCAAGAACAACGAUCUCAAAGGACUUUUCAAUCUUUUCAAUUCCAUCGCAGCCAAACCGGAUGAGAUUUCUCCGCUUAUUUACAAGUAUAUGGCAAAUCAAAAUGACGAUAGAGUAGACAACCUGUGUGACGCUUUCAGUGGAGCGCUUGGACCUUGUGGUGAAAAAGUGUUACCAAGACUUAUUCCAGAGCUUAUCAAGGAUAGCGCUUGUUGUGCUCAAAUUAGUGACGUCCUUGAGCUCUUCAACAUAAUUGUUCCGGCCGACAAGAACAUUGAUUAUUUUAUCGUGAAUGAGCUCAUUAAUGGCUUUAAUAGCUUCUUGUGUUCAAAGCGAGGAAAAUCGUCUUGUGGACUCGAGAUGUUUUGGCAGUUGACACAGAAGUACACAAUAGAAAACUUUGACUUUUUCCAACACGUCGUGUUCCCAUUUAUAACUAUUGGAAAAGGACAAGAGUGCUCAGGAUUAUCGGGGAAACCUUUUACAGACACGGCAUCGAAUGCAGAAACGACGAUCAUGAACCAUGGAUGCUGCGUUCAUCAGAUGCGUCCAUUUAUUCAGACCAUUCAAGAUGCUAUCAAGUACAUUACUGGUAGCAAUACGUGGGAUAUUGUCGGUGGCAUGGUAUCGCUUAAGUUUCCGGAAGGCAAAUUUGUCAACACCAUUGCCGGAACGUUUUCGUGUCAGUUUGAAGAUAGAUGCAAGAAUCCAAAAGGAAUGUCUAACGAUGUGACUAAACAUCGCGAUCCUGGAUCAAAAAAUCCGGGCAAGAAUGAUCUAAUCAAUACAAAUUGCAAGAUGGUGGAUAAAUGCAAUGCAGCUAAGACCGUGUGCAGCCAAGUGUGCGAGAAAGGCUCGGUAGUCGUGCCAGACUGGCUACAAUCAACUCUUGCGUAUCAACGCAACUUAGCAAUUCGUGGUUCGUUUUGCCUAACCCACCUACCUGCUUCACACAAUAGUGCAAUUACUCUUGCUAAUGGAUUCGGGAAUCGAGAUCAGCUCUUUAAUCGAAACUUAAGCCCAGACAAGUGGUGGUCAUACCUUAAGACAAACAAUCAGAUGUUAAGCUUGACGGAUCAGCUUAAUGUUGGUAUUCGAUUUCUUGAAAUUGACACUCACUAUUUUCUAAAUCAACUUCGAACAGCACACUGUGGAUCUCUUGGCUCGGAAACUGUCGCAGGGAUCUUUCGCACGCUAAGUAAAACGAUCGGCAACUAUGGCACGUAUAAUUGGGGCCCGGAGCUGCUGGGAUGUUUCCCGUCAAUUUCUGGAAUCAGGGCUUCCGAACAGCCGUCGACUUUUAAUACUCUCAAAGAGAUCCGAGAGUGGCUAGAUGCGAAUCCGAGCGAGUUUGUUAUUGUGUAUUUGGACACUGGCGCAGACAUAAAGCGAUCGGACAAAUUCGGAGCCAUUGAUUCCAUACUUACUGAAGUUUUUGGCGAAUUGAUCGUUCCACUCACAGAGCUCGAUGCUUUGGCCACCAAUCAGUGGGAAGGGGUCGCCUAUAACAUGUAUGAGCUCUGUGGUGCCGCCAAAGAUCUGACGGUUGAUUUUAUUGAUACCAUGCCCGACGCAAAGCGUCAAAUUAAUGGCAUGGAUAUUUACAGCAAACACAACUGGAUUCGAACGUGGUCGGAUCAGCUCCGGUAUAUUUCGAUGGCUGCCUCGGGAAUUCUCACGAGAAAUUUUCCAGUAUUUUUGGAUGCUGAUAGCAUUCCAAAAUACUUAAGAUGGGACAUAAAUCUCAUUUCACUUGAUAAUGUGGACGUUGCCAAGAUGGAAGCGCAUGUUUGGUCAUGGGCAGAGAACGAGCCUAGUACAACAGAGCAUGGAGCAAAUGUGUUUAUAAAUGGUAAUGGCCGAUGGGUGGCUAGUUUGACCGCUAAAAAAGAGUCUCGAGCGUGCUGGAAUAGCAAGAACUUAACAUGGGACCUUGUUUCAUUUGCUGAACACUGUCCUCCUGGAAAAGUCUACAAAGCACCUACGGAUCCGUAUCAAAACUAUCUGCUUUUUGAGGCUAUAAAGGCAAAGAAUCUCGGAGAGAUGUCGGUGGUGAUUAAUGCUGCACUUGUGUCGCUUGGAUCGCUCAGUAUCGUGCCAUCUAUGGUAGAAGUCACUUCAAACACUACCACACCCGAACCUUGGCUCAGUGUCAGUUCAAAAGAUAUCAUGCAGAACGAAAAUUAA